Myripristis murdjan (pinecone soldierfish) is the source of this 839-nucleotide messenger RNA. RefSeq names its product transmembrane protein 182-like. The record is from RefSeq and is a predicted model, not a curated record. Gene Ontology annotation, cellular component: membrane. The transcript is spliced from 5 exons. Lineage: Eukaryota; Metazoa; Chordata; Actinopteri; Holocentriformes; Holocentridae. Bases 1 to 729 code for a protein of 242 amino acids.
AUGAGGGUGGGAGCAGCAGCCUUGGCUGGGGGGAUAUUUGGGGGUCUGGGGACUUUGUGUUUCCUCCUGGCCUUUGGGACAGACUACUGGCUGCUGGCCAGUGACAACUGUGUGCCAGCACUGACAGAGGAAAGUGAUACCAAUGGAACUGUGGUAACAACAGUGGUGACUAGCGCUCCGCCUUCUCUCACUCUGCACCAUGAGGGCUUCUUCUGGCGCUGCGUUUUCCAGGCAGAGCCCACAGCACAUGUAAUCGUGGCCACUCUCUUCACUAACCAACCAGAAUCCAAGGUGUGUAUCCACGGUUACCUCUUCCCUCUGCCUGUCGUAAUAGGACAGGUGCCUCACCCAAUUUAUGACACUACAGCAGUGUUUCGUGGUUUCUGGACCCUGCUGAUAAUCCUUGGUGUGGUCGCAGCCCUGGCCGGAGGCUUCCUCCUGCUCUGUGGCGUCCCCUUCUCCAGCCACAAACUGUACAGGGUUGGUGGAGCCUUCCUCAUCGCAUCUGCCUGUUUGAUCCUGCUUGUGGUGCUGCUCUAUGUCCUGUGGAUGGAGCUGGUAGACGUGAAGCGCUACAUCCUGCAGGAGAGGGGGGAAACGUGUCCCGACGCCCAGGUUUCAGUGCUUUAUGGCUGGUCCUUCAUGGUGGCAGCGGCCGGUGUGCCUCUGCAGCUCCUGUCUGGGAUGCUCUUCAUGCUGGGUGGUUACGUGCUGCAUGCCAGGAAGUGAGCCGGCCAUCUGGCCUAUAGGAGAAGACAAGACUGACCUUUUUAUGUCCCACACUGGGACUCAGCAGUGCAAUCCCGGGAUGUGAAUACUGGCCAGAGAGAUGACCAGUG